AACAAUGUUAUUACUGUUCUCAUUGAUGGAACUCUUGUGGCUUCCUCGGACAUUCAAGUUUUAGCUAAGACUAAAUCUUGGAUUGAGUUUAGUCACAUAGAUGGGCUUUCCAUUACUGGCGGUAUUAUCGAUGGGCAAGGAACUGCCUUAUGGAAUUGUAAACACUCGGGGAAGAGUUGCCCCACUAGAGCCACGAGUCUUCGAAUAAAUGAUGCACAAAACGUGAACAUCAAUGGAUUAUCUUCAAUUAACAGCCAAAAGUUCAACAUUGUGGUGAGUGGGUGUCAAAACGUGCAUAUGACAAGAGUGAAUGUCUCGGCUGCAGACGACAGUCCAAACACUGAUGGCAUCCAUGUGGAACAAUCAUCAGAUGUGACCAUCCUCAACUCGAGCAUUAGCAACGGCGACGACUGCAUCUCAAUCAGUCCAGGGACCUCCAACUUGUGGGUGGAAAGUAUUACAUGUGGACCUGGACAUGGAAUCAGCAUUGGGAGCUUGGGGAUAAAGGCCGAGGAGGAUGGAGUGCAUAACGUUACAGUGACAUUAUCUACUUUCACCGGGACUAAGAAUGGAGUAAGGAUUAAGUCUUGGGGAAGACCAAGCCGUGGAUUUGCUACAAAAGUUUAUUUUCAACACAUCAUUAUGGAUAAUGUGAAAAAUCCAAUCAUAAUUGAUCAAAAUUACUGUCCACAUGAGGAGGACUGUCCUGGUCAGGCUUCUGGAGUUAAAGUUAGCGAAGUAACAUACGAAGACAUCAAGGGAACUUCCGCCACUGAAAUAGCCAUCAAUUUUGAUUGUAGCCCAAUAAAUCAUUGCACUGGAUUAAGCUUGAAAGACAUAAACCUAACUUACGAGAAUCCCAUCGCUAAAGCUUCAUGUAAAAAUGCCGAAGGAACUACCUCUGGUGUGGUUGAACCUUCUGGUUGCUUAGCAGACGAAUCUAAUUUUCCGCUUAACGUGUUGGUACUAAAAUUAAAGGAUAGUAAAAAUGCUCUAGAGGGCUUAUAAAUU
This is a messenger RNA of Cucurbita moschata (crookneck pumpkin), 1011 nucleotides long. RefSeq names its product polygalacturonase-like. NCBI's taxonomy places the organism in Eukaryota, Viridiplantae, Streptophyta, Magnoliopsida, Cucurbitales, Cucurbitaceae. The transcript is spliced from 4 exons. The annotation marks the transcript as partial. The record is from RefSeq and is a predicted model, not a curated record. Gene Ontology annotation, biological process: carbohydrate metabolic process. Gene Ontology annotation, molecular function: polygalacturonase activity.